This is a messenger RNA of Truncatella angustata, 2032 nucleotides long. RefSeq lists its product as uncharacterized. Lineage: Eukaryota; Fungi; Ascomycota; Sordariomycetes; Amphisphaeriales; Sporocadaceae. The coding region runs from base 279 to 1682 and encodes 467 amino acids. The record is from RefSeq and is a predicted model, not a curated record. The transcript has a single exon.
CUGCGAUGCCGCGAUUUCUACAUGUUACCUGUGAAUCCUGAAACGAAACUCUACCACAUGAAAGCUAUGAGAAACUAUGUCUUUGUCUUGUCGCUGAUCGGAAUCGGUCUCCGCUUUCAGAGCGGCUGAUCUCGCCAGAGAACAAAGGAUGAUUUCAUGCUGGGGUGCAAAACGAAAGUCGAAAAGUUUCUGUGCUCUCCUAUCACUAAUACUUCCUGCCACUCAAUUGGCAACGAUCUGGUAUUGACUUGUCCACGAUCACUCAGGUACAUAGAGCCAUGGCAACAGGAAGCCAGCCGCAAACGCCAACGUCACCAUGGCAUAUCACGAGGCUUUCGAUCGAUUCUUCGUCAUCGGAAUUAUCACCAGUGUCGCCAUUGAGACAACGGACACUUGCCGGCAAUUUUGAUCGGAGCGGCUCAAACAUCAGGGCUCAAGACAGGAGGCCGAGCUGCAACAUCAGUAUUGAUCGCAUCCGGGCAGGAAGUAUUUUCAGUACCCCCGAGUCCCCGGCUGAUGCCGAAUAUCUGAACAACCAGAGCGAGGUCUCCAGGCGGUCGAGUCUCACAUCCAUACAUGUAGAAUCUCCUGACACCACAGUGGAAACCUCCUCCACAGAUCAUACUCAGAAGCUUUCCGGCGCUAGACAAUUCCUCGCUCGCACACGAAUACCUUUUAUUGUCGGGAUCGUAUCGUACUUGGCGCUCUGGGUUCUAGAUAGCACCGUGGCUACCGGAAUCUCAGGACUUCUAUACCACGCAUGCUCAAUCUCCACCAUCCCCAUCAUGACAGUCUACCUGCCCAUCGAUCUGUGUGGCAUACCUCGGAUAGGCGACUCCACCUUCAAUAAAGUCCUAGAUACCCAAACCAAGUACGAAAAGAUAUUCAAAUAUGUCAACAAGCGUACAAGCGUUUUUGACAAACUGACCGAGACAGCAAAAAGAGCCGAUAUGGAGAUGCUGCUCGACGAGAGGAAUGGCGGACAGAACGAACUCUUCGGUCACAGCGCCGACUUCAGCAAUGCCCUUUUGGAUCUGGGUUCCUUCUUCAAGCAGGUCAGAGAAAGCGCGGAGCGUUUCGUAAUUGCCGACAAGGUCACCAAGGCGUCCCUGAAGGCAAUGACCCUCGGUAAUUCGAGAUGGAGCGUUCUCCAAAGCGAGCGGCGUCAGCUGUGGAAAGCCGUCAACAUCCACGACACGCUCGUGGAGAGCUCCUUGGCCCAAGUCGGGCGCGUCAUCCAGAGCAGCGAUACUGCGGCGAGGAGGUUCGAGGUGGUGGAGAGCUUCAUACAUGGUGUGGACCGCAGCUCGUCAUCGACUGGAGCGUCUCCGAGCCCGAUCAGAGAGAUCUCAGAUCACAUCAAAGAAGUCCACGCCCUGCUGGGCCUGGUAAGAGACGGGGCGGAGAAGAUACGGGACGACUUGCGACGCCUGCAGAGGACCGGAUUUAUGUCCACCCGGUCUCCAUCAUCACUCGACGGGAAACAGACAAGCCUCGAGAGCAGUGCUGCGCGCUGGGUCGUACAGUUGGAAGCUAGGAUUUUCUCCUUUGAGAACAUCUUGCAGGGCACUGGUAUCGCUACGGCGGUAGCGUCGUCGAAGACCUUCGGAACUAUCGAUCCGCUCCUCAUCAUGACGUCGACGUUGUCACCGGAUGCUCCGUUUGCUGUUGCGGGAAGAUGAAAUCCCCUUGUCAAAUUGCAUGGUGUAGCUCGAUAGUAGCAGGUUAUAUUUAUAUUGAUUGGAGUAUUUGGUUAGAAAUUCAAUUAUCGGCUUGCUCGUUUCUACUUUCGUAUUGUUGAAGAAUAACUCCGGAUGCUAGUCAGAACAUGCAAACCUAUAAGUUUGAAUUUAUGAGCUGGUUAUUGAAAUCGACUCACCGUAGUAGGGAUCGGCUACAACGAUUCAUUAACAGUGGGAAAAUACGUCACCAUGAGAGUCGGAUGGGGAGUGCAGUAACUGAUAUUUCAUAAUGUGUGAUGACUUGUUCAAUGAAUCCUUCUCGGUAUUUUAGGUCACCUCGUCGAUUUUUG